Messenger RNA from Stereum hirsutum FP-91666 SS1, 654 nucleotides. RefSeq lists its product as uncharacterized. The annotation marks the transcript as partial. NCBI's taxonomy places the organism in Eukaryota, Fungi, Basidiomycota, Agaricomycetes, Russulales, Stereaceae. The transcript is spliced from 4 exons. The record is from RefSeq and is a predicted model, not a curated record.
AUAGGCGGUUGCCUCUGUAUUUCUACCUUGCCCACCUUCGUCGUGACCAAUGCCGUUGCGAUGGCCGCUGUCACUAUCUCUGGGAAAGCGUACGUUCUGACUGAGCUCGAGAAUAUAGUCAACACUGCUGCUUCUGCGUCCGGUUGUGCGUACCCCGACCAUGCAAUCCCGGUUUGUGGCUCUGGAACCUGCGGCUUCAGCUGCGGUGACGGCUUCAGUGUUUCCGAGGGCGCCUGUGUUUGUUCGGCACCUAAUCUGGUCUGCAACGGUGAGUACGAGGGAAGUGGAUCAUGUAGCGUGAUGGGUAGUGGGUGGAUGGCUUGUGGUGUUUCGGGUGGAUCUGGUCGGGCCUUCGAGUGCGUUAACACCGCGAAUGACCUGGAGAGCUGUGGUGGUUGCGCCCUGCCCCUCUCCCCGUAUCAGAAAAUCGGUCAGGACUGCACCGCCAUACCUGGAGUCGCUGAUGUCCAGUGUCUUUCCAGCUCCUGUGUUAUCCACCGCUGUACACCCGGUUUUGCGCCCGCCGAUGAUGCGCCCGCCUGCAUUCGCACACACUCCUCGUCUGGCCAACACGUAUAUCCGGUCGCUGACAGCGAGAUGGUCGAUAUACCUGCGAAGCUUUAUGGUCUCGAGCACGGACACUAUGUUGCUUAA